CCAGCCUUUCGCGUGUGCACUGUCGCGUUUUACGGCACGUCGCGACGGCGAGUCGGUGUUUACGGCCGCUCGGCCGUACGUAUAAACAAACGCCGCCGACUGGCCGCUCGGAGGUAGGAGCCCGUCGAGCUGGGGAGGAAAAGUUCCCCUAUAGAGAAAAAGGGAUGAUGCUCCUCCGAAACCUAGCCGUCACUGCACUCGGCCCUCGCGCUUGCGGCGCUCCUGUCACGAGAGGACCUCUCCUGAAGAUGACGAGGGCCAGCUCAGACAUGUCUGAGUUCCGGAAAGUCUUCUCCAAAGCCAAGCACAUAGCAAUCAUCACAGGAGCCGGCGUGAGCGUGGAGAGUGGGGUGCCAGCCUUCAGGGGAGCUGAUGGGUAUUGGAGGAAAUGGCAGUCUCAGGACCUGGCCACUCCAGAGGCAUUCUCUCGGAAUCCGUCCAGGGUCUGGGAGUUCUACCAUUACAGGAGGGAGCUGGCGCUCAGCAAAAAGCCAAAUGCCGCUCAUCUGGCUAUAGCAGAGUGUGAAUCCCGGCUGAGGAGGCAAGGACGUUCUGUGGUUGUCAUCACCCAGACCAUAGACAACCUGCACCGUCAGGCCGGCUCGAAACAUGUGCUCAGUAUCCACGGAAGCCUGAUGGAAACACGCUGCGUGAGUUGUAGGAAUGUUGGCACAAAUCUGCAGAGCCCCAUAUGUGCUGCCUUAGAAGGCAAAGGCGCACCUGAUCCAGACACUCCAGAUGUCCAGAUUCCUGUGGAUAAACUGCCGAGAUGUCAGGAGAGUGACUGUGAGGGACUGCUCAGGCCCAACGUGGUGUUUUUUGGGGAGACUCUGGACUCUCAUGUGCUGACCAAGGUGGAAAAGGAGCUGGAGCUCUGUGACCUUUGUCUAGUGGUCGGCACGUCUUCAAUUGUCUACCCAGCGGCUAUGUUUGGACCACAGGUUGCUUCCAGAGGCGUCCCAGUGGCAGAAUUUAACAUGGAAAUCACACCGAAAACUGAAUACUUUACGUACCACUUCCAGGGCCCAUGUGGAACCACGCUGCCUCUGGCCUUGGCACGGCAUGAAUCAGAGGUCAUUUAAAAGUUCCUGGACAGCAACCAGUAGCCUCCUCACUAAUGCACUUCGGGGCUGUCGUAUUUCAUAACCCAGGCCUCUUAUCCCAUAAUUCAUGCCUUACGACAUAGUCUCAAAUGGUUAAUUGGGGGAGAGCCAUACUAAAUGCCAUCUCAGAUGAUUGAGAUGCAUUCCUUACCAGAUACUUGAAGUUUAUGGGACAAUUUAACUGGAAAACGGGAUUAUAUGUAUGUAUUGUUGUUUUUGUGUUUUUGUUUUUUUGUUAUGGAAGAGAAUGUACAUGUAAUAUUUCAUGACAUAGGAAAACAUAUCUUGCCAUAUUAUGGAGUCUGUUGUUGUCGCUCUGCAUAUCAUACUAGUGAUACCAAUAUGAGAUUACUUAAUGUUUAGAGUACUGCGGGCUUAGUUUAGGUAUAUGCAUAAAACGGUUCUUACCUAGUUGAUACAGGAAUUAUGUCGGCGGAGUGCAACAACAAAACACGUUGCUGCUUGUACCAGUGGAGAGUAUCUCUCUGCUUCUUUUCUGAUGAAUGAAAUGCUGUGCAGUUCGAGAUAUAAUCUAGUGCCUUUCAAACUGUUUACACAACCUUGACCAAAUACUCACAGAACUAGAGUGGAUAGCAGCCAGUGCACAAAGACUCAGCCAGGUGCAACAGAAACUCAGCAAGGUGUAACAGAGACUAAACCAGUGUAACAGGGACUCGACCAAUGUAACAGAGACUCAGCCAGGUGUAACAGCGACUCAGCCAGUCUAACAGGGACUCGACCAAUGUAACAGACUCGACCAAUGUAAUAGAGACUCAGCCAGGUGUAACAGCGACUCAGCCAGGUGUAACAGAGACUAAACUAGGUGUAACAGAGACUCAACCAGGUGUAACAGAGACUCAACCAGGUGUAACAGAGACUAAACUAGGUGUAACAGAGACUCAACCAGGUGUAACAGAGACUCAACCAGGUGUAACAGACUAAACUAGGUGUAACAGAGACUCAACCAGUGUAACAGAGACUCAACCAGUGUAACAGAGACUCAGCCAGGUGUAACAGAGACUCAACCAGGUGUAACAGAGACUAAACUAGGUGUAACAGAGACUCAACCAGCGUAACAGAGACUCAACCAGGUGUAACAGAGACUCAACCAGGUGUAACAGAGACUCAACCAGGUGUACAGAGACUCAACCAGGUGUAACAGAGACUAAACUAGGUGUAACAGAGACUCAACCAGGUGUAACAGAGACUCAGCCCAAUGCACAGAGAUGGCUGCUGACCAUGGACAGAGGCUGUAGAGAGCGAAUGGACUUUGGCUUUGUUGUGCUGUGACCUCAAUCAGCUUUACACCCUUCUUGUAUUAACUGUCUUAUCUGUGUUUACCAUGCAGUAUAGAAACAUGUUACAGAUUUUCCAUGGGACAAUAUUAUUUUGCAUACAUACGUCAUUAUUCUGAAAAGUACUUUAAACUCAAUUUACUAUUGCUGAAAUAUAUUUUUGAAAUGGAGGUACCGGUGCCUAACACAUUUAUAAUGUCUAUUUUUUACAGCUGUCUCAGUCUCUACUUUUGUGUCACUGCCAAAUGCAAAGACUGUAUAAAUAUAACGCCGCGACAAUACUUCAGAAUACA
Lampris incognitus (smalleye Pacific opah) is the source of this 2691-nucleotide messenger RNA. RefSeq names its product NAD-dependent protein deacylase sirtuin-5, mitochondrial-like. The coding region runs from base 165 to 1082 and encodes 305 amino acids. Gene Ontology annotation, molecular function: protein-malonyllysine demalonylase activity; protein-succinyllysine desuccinylase activity; NAD+ binding. The transcript has 9 exons. The record is from RefSeq and is a predicted model, not a curated record. NCBI's taxonomy places the organism in Eukaryota, Metazoa, Chordata, Actinopteri, Lampriformes, Lampridae.